AUGUAUUAAUUCUAGUGUUUUUGGUCGAUUGUAACUAAGCGGAAUCGAAAGGCUGGGGAUUGCAGCCCCAAACCGGUGUCAGGUGUCCAACAGAGAAUUUGUAACUUCACGGACCCGCAUCAGCUGCCCGUACCUGACACAUGGCAUUUCGUUUCUUUACUAAAUCUGUACUCUACGGCCUGCCACUGGGGAUUACCUUCCUCGACUGCGUGGGCUAUGUAGCCAGAGUGGACGGUACCUCCAUGCAGCCCGCACUCAAUCCAGUGGCAGAUGUGAGGGAUUAUGUGUUCCUGUUGCGUUGGGGGAAUCACAACUGUGAUGUGGAGAGAGGGGACAUAAUAUCACUCGUCUCGCCGAAGGAUCCCGCCCAGAAGAUCAUCAAACGUGUGGUCGGCCUGCAGGGCGAUGUGGUUUCCACGAUAGGCUACCGCGAUGAGAUAGUGAGCGUCCCACAGGGCCAUUGUUGGGUGGAGGGUGAUCACACGGGUCACUCCAUGGACAGCAAUACAUUCGGGCCGGUGGCACUGGGUCUGAUGACGGCGAAGGCGGUGGCAAUCGUAUGGCCUCCAGAGCGUUGGCGACUGCUGGAGAACGAGCUGCCCAGACGACGUGCGCCCAUUCAAGUGGCCAAGACUAGCCACUACAAUUAGCCCGAGGCUAGAAGACUGACCAGUUAAGAGUCUUUUCAAUGAUAGUUCCAAUCAUGUACAUCCACGGAUUUACAUACAUAUGUAUAUAUUUUUUAAUCCCAUCUUGUUGUCCCCUCACCCAAGCAAGGCAAGGCAGGAUGAUCAAAAUUAAACCAAAUAAAGUUAUAGUUUAUUUAAA
This is a messenger RNA of Drosophila obscura, 828 nucleotides long. Its product is annotated as mitochondrial inner membrane protease subunit 2. Lineage: Eukaryota; Metazoa; Arthropoda; Insecta; Diptera; Drosophilidae. Gene Ontology annotation, molecular function: serine-type endopeptidase activity. Gene Ontology annotation, biological process: mitochondrial respiratory chain complex assembly. Bases 141 to 650 code for a protein of 169 amino acids. The record is from RefSeq and is a predicted model, not a curated record. The transcript has 2 exons. Gene Ontology annotation, cellular component: membrane; mitochondrial inner membrane peptidase complex.